Molecule: messenger RNA, 1063 nt
Organism: Drosophila navojoa
Lineage: Eukaryota; Metazoa; Arthropoda; Insecta; Diptera; Drosophilidae
Gene: SF2
Product: splicing factor 2
Cellular component (GO): nucleus; cytoplasm
Molecular function (GO): mRNA binding
Source: RefSeq, a predicted model, not a curated record
UGUGUGUGUAAUUGCGUGACAGCAAAAGUUCUGUGAAAAAAAUUGUACUUUAAUUUAUUUUCCAAACUCUACAAAUUACCAAAUGGGCUCACGCAACGAGUGUCGCAUUUAUGUUGGCAAUUUGCCACCAGAUAUUCGAACCAAGGAUAUACAGGACCUUUUCCACAAGUUCGGCAAAGUCACAUUUGUCGAUCUAAAGAAUCGGCGUGGUCCGCCAUUUGCAUUUGUCGAGUUCGAAGACGCGCGCGAUGCUGACGAUGCCGUUAAGGCUCGUGAUGGAUAUGACUAUGACGGCUAUAGGCUGCGAGUUGAGUUUCCUCGCGGCGGAGGUCCGGGAAGCUAUCGCGGCAACAAUCGCAACGAUCGCAGUCGUGAUGGCGGCGGUCGCAUGGGUGGUCGUGGUCCCCCAGCUAAACGCUCACAGUACCGCGUCAUGGUUACUGGUUUGCCUGGAUCAGGCUCGUGGCAGGACCUGAAGGAUCAUAUGCGUGAGGCCGGUGAUGUUUGCUUUGCCGAUACAUACAAAGACGGCUCUGGCGUCGUGGAGUUCUUACGCCACGAGGAUAUGAAAUAUGCCAUUAAGAAGUUGGAUGAUUCACGUUUUCGUUCACAUGAGGGAGAGGUGGCCUAUAUACGAGUACGUGAGGAUAGUGGAGAUAAUGACCGUGGCGGCGGUGGUGGUGGUGGCGGCGGCAGCCGUGAAUAUCGCGAUAGAUCACGUUCGCGCUCGUUUUCAUCGCGCCCUCGUCGUCGUGGUACUCCAACAUAUUCGCCGGUGCGUCGCCAAUCCUAUUCCAGGUCUCGCUCACGCUCUAAUUACUAAAUUCUGCAAUCAUUAUCCAUUAAUAUUAAUAUUUCUUACGAGCAGGAAAAUUUAGGAAAAGCAAGAAAAUUAUCAAGACCUCCCAUACCCCACUAACUAUCUAUCUGUUUAGUUAAAUUCUGUUGAGCCGAUCAAACAGUUUCAAUAUCACGAAAAACAAAGAAACCCUUUUAUCAAGACUCAAGCAAUCCAAGUGCGAAUCCAAAAUUUAGGAACACUAUGUACACUUGCUUUUCUCUU